AUGGCUGAACAUUUAGCUCGUAUUAUAGGAACAGAAGAAGAUAGAGUCAACUGUCCAUUUUUUUGGAAAAUUGGAGCAUGUCGUCAUGGAGAUCAAUGUAGUAGAAGUCAUUACAAACCAAACUGUUCUCAAACUUUAGUUAUAAGACAUAUGUAUGAUAAUCCACCCAUAGCUGUUGCUAUUGCAGAAGGACAAAUGGUUGACGAUGAAGUAUUGGAUAAAGCAGCUGAUCAUUUUGAAGAAUUUUAUGAAGAAGUUUUUGAAGAAUUAAUGAAAUAUGGAGAAAUUGAAGACAUGGUUGUUUGUGAUAAUAUAGGGGAUCAUAUUAUUGGUAAUGUUUAUAUUAAAUAUACACAUGAAGAUUAUGCUGAGAAAGCUGUUAAGGAACUAAACGGACGAUUUUAUGCAGGUAAACCGUUACAAAUUGAAUACACACCUGUUACUGAUUUUAGAGAAGCCAGAUGCAGGCAAUUUGUAGAUGGCCAAUGCAGAAGAGGAGGAUAUUGCAAUUUUAUGCAUAUCAAACAUGUUCCUAGAAGUGUGAAAAGAAAAUUAUAUAGAAGAAUGUAUAAAAAAUUUCCUGAAUAUAGAAAAAGAAGAAGGAGAAGUGAUGAUUCAGAUGAUUAUCACGAUGGCCAUAGAGAAAGAGGUAGUAAAGAUAAAUAUAAAAGAGACAGAUAUAAGGAAAAUCAUCAUAAUGGUAGGCGUAGAAAUAGGAGUAAAAGUAAUGAUUAUGAGGAUGAAGAUGCUGAUAGGAGUUGUAAAUAUGCAAGGAGAGAAAACAGUAUAGAAAGAAGAGAGAAAAUUGAAAGAUGGAAUAAGGAAAGAGAAAUGAAAAAUAUGUUAAAAAACAACAAAGAUAAUAAGAAGGAAGAAGAUGAAGAUGAUAAUAAUAUAAAAGAUAGUAAGGAAUUAGACACUAGAGAUGAUUAA
Plasmodium relictum is the source of this 933-nucleotide messenger RNA. RefSeq names its product splicing factor U2AF small subunit, putative (gene U2AF1). Gene Ontology annotation, molecular function: pre-mRNA 3'-splice site binding; metal ion binding. Bases 1 to 933 code for a protein of 310 amino acids. The record is from RefSeq and is a predicted model, not a curated record. Gene Ontology annotation, biological process: mRNA splicing, via spliceosome. Gene Ontology annotation, cellular component: spliceosomal complex; U2AF complex. The transcript has a single exon. NCBI's taxonomy places the organism in Eukaryota, Apicomplexa, Aconoidasida, Haemosporida, Plasmodiidae.